Camelina sativa (false flax) is the source of this 2310-nucleotide messenger RNA. The record is from RefSeq and is a predicted model, not a curated record. NCBI's taxonomy places the organism in Eukaryota, Viridiplantae, Streptophyta, Magnoliopsida, Brassicales, Brassicaceae.
AUGUUUUAUGCUGAAAUCCCAGAUGAAGAUAAAGAUCCAGAACUUUAUGAAGUUAUUAAGGAGUGUAUGAUACACGGACCAUGUGGUACCGCUAAUACAAGUUCUCCGUGUAUGGUAACUGGAAAGUGCUCUAAGCUUUAUCCGAAACAGUAUGAAGACAUUACCAAAGUUGGUACUGAUGGUUAUCCUGUUUAUAGGAGGCGUCCGUCUAAACGAUAUAUUGAGAGGGCUGGUUUUAAGUGUGACAGCAGGGAGAAUGUUGUUGGUAAAGAUGGAAAACGUGCAAGAGAUGUCACAUAUGCGCAAAUCCCUGCAUAUUUUACUUGGGAUGGAAGUAAUAAGCGGUUUAAAAAGAGGGCUAGAGGAUUUUCUCUAGGUCGAAUUAACUAUGUUCCAAGGAGGCUAGAAGCUGAAUAUUAUUUGCGAGUUCUCUUAAACCAUAUCAAGGGACCUACAUGUUUUGAUGACAUAAAAACCUACAAUGGUGUUCUCUACCCUUCUUACAAAGAAGCUUACUUUACACGGGGAAUUUUAAAUGAUGAUCAAAUCUUCAUUGAUAGCCUGGUAGAAGCAAGUCAAUGGUGUUUUGGGAAUUACUUGAGAAUUUUUUUUGCAAUGAUGCUGCUCUCUGAUUCAUUGGCUAGACCAGAACACGUUUGGAACACAUGUUGGGAUUUCCUGUCAGAAGGGAUUGAGAAAAAAAAACAAGAGGAAUAUAACAAUCCAGCUCUUACUCUAACAGAAGAUGAUGUGAAGAACUAUACACUACAAGAGAUAGAGAAGAUUAUGUUGUUCAAUGGUGGGUCUCUGAUGGAAAUAGACAAUUUUCCAAAGCCAACAAGAGAAGGUAUUGAUAAUUCCAACCACUUGAUAGUUGAUGAGAUGAGGUACAAUUGUGAUGAUCUAAAAGCAAAGCAUGAUACAUGGUUAGAGAUGAUGACUGUUGAGCAGAGGAGUAUAUAUAAUGACAUUAUUGCUGCUACACUAUCCGCUGUUGUACGAUCAAGAGGAUUGAUUGUUCUUAAUGUGGCAUCCAGUGGCAUUGCUUCUUUGUUGUUAGAAGGUGGUCGGACAGCUCAUUCUCGGUUUGCAAUUCCUAUUAAUGUUAAUGAUUAUACCCUUUGUCGAAUAAAGCCUAAUUCUAAUCUUGCAAAUUUGAUAAAGCAAGCAUCUUUGAUUAUUUGGGAUGAAGCGCCGAUGAUGAGCAAGUAUUGCUUUGAGUCUUUGGAUAAAAGUUUUGCUGAUAUUAUGGGUAAUGUAGACAACCAAGUUUUUGCAGGAAAUGUUGUUGUUUUCGGCGGUGAUUUCAGGCAAGUGCUUCCGGUAAUCAACGGUGCGGUUCAGGCUGAAAUUGUUAUGUCAGCUCUUAACGCUUCUUAUCUUUGGGAUCAUUGCAAAGUUCUUAAAUUAACUAAGAAAAUGCGUCUGCUCUCCAACGAAUUGAGUGUUAAUGAAGCUAACGACAUCAAAGAAUUUUCAGAUUGGCUAUUAGCAGUUGGAGAUGGUAGGAUUUCUGAACCUAACAACGGUGAAGCUAUCAUUGAUAUUCCCAACGAAUUUCUAAUUACAAAAGCAGAGAAUCCUAUAGAAGCUAUCAGUAUGGAGAUUUAUGGGAAUCCAGCAUUUUUGAAAGAUAAAAAAGAUCCCAUAUUCUUUCAGACAAGAGUCAUUUUAGCUCCAACCAACGAUGAUGUGAACAAAAUCAAUCAAUAUAUGCUAGCGAUGCUGGAAACUGAAGAGAAAGUGUAUUUGAGUGCUGAUAGCAUUGACCCUACCGAUUCAGAUUCACUUUCCAAUCCUGUUAUUACGCCUGAUUUCUUAAACAGUAUUAAGUUAUCUGGUUUGCCUCAUCAUACUUUGCGGUUGAAAAUUGGGGCUCCGGUUAUGUUGCUUCGUAAUAUCAACCUUAAGGGUGGGUUGUGUAAUGGAACAAGACUUCAAAUAACACAGAUGGAUAAUCAUGUACUCGAAGCAAUAGUAAUAACGGGUGAUAGAGUAGGUGAUAUUGUUUUGAUUCCUAAAAUUGAUCUAACUCCAUCAAAUACAAAGUUGCCUUUCAAAAUGCGUCGAAGACAAUUUCCACUAACGGUUGCAUUUGCCAUGACUAUAAACAAAAGUCAAGGUCAAUCGCUAGAGAAGGUGGGAUUUUAUUUGCCAAAACCUAUGUUUUCGCAUGGUCAGCUAUAUGUUGCCUUAUCUAGGGUUACUUCUAAGAAAGGAUUGAAGAUUCUAAUUGUCAACAAAGAAGGAAAGAUAGAAAGACAGACUACUAAUGUCGUUUUCAAGGAGGUCUUUCAGAAUCUGGAAUAA